AUGGCGUCGUCGUAUCACAAGAAGUAUGUGUUCCCGCUGCCACUAACGGACGCAUGGAAGGAGGAGAUCACGCUCAAGACCCGGGAGAAGCUCACGGACAUGCUCGGCGUCGAGGUGGACAACGUCAUGGCGGAAUACGUGAUCGUGAUGGUGGGCAACAAGAAGAAUCUCGAACAGAUUGCUCAUGACCUCGUGGAUUUCAUUGGCGACGAGUCGGCCGAGCAAUUUGUGACGUGGCUUGGGGAGCUCUUGCCCCUGUUUGAAGUACAAGCUCCUGCUGCUCGUGGGGCGCAAGUGUCAGCUGGAUCCGACAGUCAAGCAGACGAUGGGAUGCAGCCUCAAGCAGCAGAAACACCGAUGCAGGUGCUAAGAGAAGCGAAGAAGAAGGAGGAGAAGAACGCCCCGCCGAAGCGCGUCAUCAGCUUGAAGGGGCUCUCGAAGCCAUCGUCGGAGCCAGUAGUGCAGACCAAAAGCAGUGCCGGCAGCAGCUAUCGAGGCACGAUCAGGUCAUUGAACCCGUCAAAGUCUGACCUGGACGAUGUCAUUGCCCGACGGGCUCAGCGUUUUGGCGCCGUGGAGAAACCAGCGACGAAGAAAGCCUCGUCAUUGACGUCAGGAAGGGACGCCUCUUCUCGUAAGCGGGAGGAAACGAGGACGACGGGCGAAAAGCGGCGGGAAAUGGAGCGCGAUGGCAACAACCGGGUGUCAACACGACUGGGCCCUCCCGUCAAUGUUGACCAAGCUGAGCUAGACGCCCGUGACACGCUGGGCUCACACAAGAAGCGACGUGGAGAUCGCGAGCGCAACGACGAGCACGAGCACAGAGGUGCGCGUAGCAAUCGGAGAAAAGAUCCCGAUCGGGACCACGACAUGGAAGACGCGGGACGCAGUGACAAGCGGAGAAAUAACCGAUCUCGGGAUGUUGCUCCGCCUUUGCCCCCGUCGGACGGGAAAGAGGACCACAAAGCUCCGCAGGGAUACGGACAAGGAAUGGGGCCGCCCGCGGGCUUCCAGGGCGGUCCGAUGGGAUACGGCGGCUACCCACCGCCGUUUGGGGGUCCGAUGUUCUACCCUCCGCCGGGCUACGGACCCAUGAACCCGUACGCGAUGGGCUAUCCACCUCAAGGCAUGCCACCGUUCGGUGGCGCGGGCUAUCCUCGACCACUCGCCCCUGAUAUGCAGAAUGGCGGACGAGGGCCGCGGCCGUUCCAGAACCGCAAAUGGGUCAACCCGAAUGUGGCCAAGCCUGAGGAAGCAAAAGCGGAGGAAGGCAAGUCAGAAGCGGAUGCAGGCAGAGGCGAAGCAAGUGGUGUGCCUCAGAACACUGGUGCGCCGGCUUUUGCGCCGCGCAAUCCGUACUUCUCCUCGCAGAUGCGUCCGCGCUUCCAGAACAAGACGUGGGUGCGACAGGACCCUGCUAAGGACGGGGAGCUGGACUCGAGUCUGCCGAAGACUCCGCCAAAAGAGCUGCUCGAGAGCACUGAGUGA
Messenger RNA from Hyaloperonospora brassicae, 1488 nucleotides. The record is from the annotation of a GenBank genome assembly. Lineage: Eukaryota; Oomycota; Peronosporomycetes; Peronosporales; Peronosporaceae.